Musa acuminata subsp. malaccensis (wild Malaysian banana) is the source of this 1349-nucleotide messenger RNA. RefSeq lists its product as uncharacterized. The record is from RefSeq and is a predicted model, not a curated record. Lineage: Eukaryota; Viridiplantae; Streptophyta; Magnoliopsida; Zingiberales; Musaceae.
GCAGUGCAAGACAAACAAGUAUAGUGAUUGCAUACUGAAUGCAGCACAAGAAUGUGUGACAGCAAUCCUGUCUUCAACCACUACUCAUCCCAUCCUUUUCAGCUCACUAUAUUUUUGUUCCUCCAACGACUCCUUUUGGUAUCAUGGAGAGCCCAAUGAGCUACUGGAAGGCAGAUAGAAGGCCACAUCUUGCAGUGACAGGUGCAUUCACAACUACUGCUUCCUAUCUCUCACAUUCCUUCCAUGAACUGCACCCAAUUUGAUUUGGAGGUCAAUUGCCACUCCAACUAAUACCAAGAAACAGAUCCAUGGCGAGUCAAUUGAUAUAUCCGUAGCUGAACUCCUCCCCCUUGUCAUCAUCACACUGUGAGCUCAUGUUGAAAUGUUCAUCCUUUGGCAACGUAGAACUGCUCCUUUAUAAGUUGAGGAUGAUCUCGAGUAGCUCAGAGCUUCCAAAACCAUGCCUCCAGAUCAAGCAAGAUGGCAAGGUCUACUCCAGGCUGCUGUCCACGGAGAGCUCCAUGGCCAAUUCUUCCUUUAGAGUCUACUACGGGGUGGCUUCAGGAGCUGUGCCAUUCUUGUGGGAGUCUCAGCCUGGAACGCCCAAGCACACCAUAUCGGUGGCCGACCUGCCUCCUCUCACUCCUCCACCCUCCUACUACUACUGCAACAUCACCGGGAGCAAGAACUCCAGGAGAUCCGCCAGGUCCGGUCUCCUCCAGACCAUACUCCCCAGGCUGGGCUUGGGGAAGCCCCACAGGUCGCCGUCCUCCCCGUCCAUGUCGUUCUCGUCAUCUUCCUCGUUGUCCCUGGCCAAUUCUGUCAGCUCCGGUCAUCGCAGAAGACCCUUGAGCCCAAGGUCGUCCUUCUCAUGGACGGGCGACGGCGAUGAGGAGUCCACUGACGGGUCCCGAGCACCAACACUCUGCUUCGGGGCGAGGCACAGGGCGGCCUCUCCGCGGUGCUCAUGAAGAAGUUGAUGUCGCCGGUCACCGGUAUGUGCGCGCGGUGAACUCUGUGGUGUGAAGUGUUCAUCUUGCCUUGGAAUAAUAAUCUUGGCUUGAAAGUUUGUAUGAUCAGUGAGCACAGCUCAUGCUCUUUCUUUAGAUCUUAGAUCAUCUUUACUCUCUACCACUGUCAUCUUCACUUAGGUUUCAUGUAAUCGUGACAGUAUAAAUUGGAGUCUUGCUGUUUCAAAUGUGAUGGUAAUAGCUUUGUUCACCAUCCAGCUUUGGAAGAACAUGUGGGUUGGUUGUAUCCUAGUGUUGUUGGCGAGGAGCAUACUACUACUUGAAUCAAUGUCAAAUCAUAUCACUCCAUGGUUCUGUCAUUGGUAGAAUCAUUAAAAU